Molecule: messenger RNA, 1525 nt
Organism: Rhodamnia argentea
Lineage: Eukaryota; Viridiplantae; Streptophyta; Magnoliopsida; Myrtales; Myrtaceae
Product: transcription factor HHO2
Exons: 5
Coding region: 136-1170 (344 amino acids)
Biological process (GO): regulation of DNA-templated transcription
Molecular function (GO): DNA binding; DNA-binding transcription factor activity
Source: RefSeq, a predicted model, not a curated record
CUUGGUGUCUUCCUCUUCCUACCCGAAAGUAUCAAGAAUCUUCCCCAUCUCUCUCCAUCAAAAAACUGUCUUCAAGAUCUGACCGAGUCGCUCCCUAGCGGUAGAGGUCGAGGGCGAUCGAUACGACACGUCGGAAUGUGUUCGGCUUCGGACUCCAGUCCGCGCUUCGUGCCCGGGACCAUCCGCCAUUUCCUCACGGAGAUCGCCCACGUUGCCGAUAGAUCCUCCAAGCUCGACGACUUCGUCGAGAGGUUGCAAGACGAGCUCGGCAAGAUCGAUGCCUUCAAGCGCGAGCUCCCUCUUUGCAUGCUCCUGUUGAGCGAGGCGAUUGAAGCUCUCAAGAAAGGGUCAAUGCGAUCGAGUGCUCGACCGGUUUUAGAGCAAUUUGUCCCGUUGAAGAAAGAUUCCGGUGGGAGUGAAGGGGUUGGAGCGAAGCCAAACGACGAGAAGAAAUGGACGACGAGCUCUCUUAUGCUGUUGGACACUGAGAAAAACUUCUCCUCCUCCUUUGAUUUAAAUGAAAACCCUGAAGCGGAACUACAUACUAAGAUUAUUGAAGAGCCGAAGCCGGCUGCAUGCAUAGAUCAAUCGCAAUUCCAGACUAGUAAGAGCAGGAAUGUAGACACAAGAGAAUCACGCUCUUUGUUCCCAUCAGCUAUGGCUUCAAGUGAGCUGGCGGAAAUUCCGUUGCAUGGAUUUUUAACCCUUGGUGCGGGGAUGAAGAAUCCCAGCCAAGAAUCAUCUUCUUCUACCGGUACAGUAACUGGUCGCAGUAGGACAAUUUCCUCAGCUGACUGCAAUGCGCAAUCAAGUUCGAGGUGUGGAAACCAACAGACUGCCAAGAAGCGGAGGCGGUCCUGGUCUCCCGAGCUGCAUCGGCGAUUCGUCAACGCCUUGCAGCAACUAGGAGGCGCACAAGUUGCAACUCCGAAGCAGAUUAGAGAACUGAUGCAGGUCAAUGGCCUCACUAAUGAUGAAGUUAAAAGUCAUCUGCAAAAGUAUAGGCUUCAUAAUCAAAGACUUCAUUCUAAAGCUUCCACAGCACAAAAAUCAGGCGUUCUGCAGGAUCUCCAGUUGGCAAGAGAUAUAUCUGGUGACUCCUUGAAGAUGAGCGGUCCCCAAUCUCCUUCUCCUCAGAGUCCACUUCAGAUUGUGGGAAAUCCUGGUUGACCUCUCACCCUGCCAUUGACAGCAUGGAAGAAGAUAGAGAACCGUGAGACCCAUAGCUCGAAGAGCAAUAUCAAUAAGCUUAAGAAAUGAGUUCUCCUACUCUUACUGCACAAGUUUUUCAGAUAAAAAAUAUACAUAAAGGAGCAAAUGACAAUUACAUAUACCACGUGUCAGAGAUACAUACUUCUGUACAAGGUUGGAUCAGAGUCUCUCAAUUUUUGCAGGAUCAGUUCUCCUCCCUCAGAAAUUUUUAUUUCUUAUUGUGCCUUUCUUCUGCUUAUACUGGCAAUCUUAUUCUGACCUUGUAUACAUUUCUUGGUGUUUAAGUGUAUAAAAGCAUCAAGGCCUUGAUUGA